This is a messenger RNA of Penicillium nucicola, 468 nucleotides long. Its product is annotated as BolA family protein. The transcript is spliced from 2 exons. Gene Ontology annotation, molecular function: 2 iron, 2 sulfur cluster binding. The record is from RefSeq and is a predicted model, not a curated record. NCBI's taxonomy places the organism in Eukaryota, Fungi, Ascomycota, Eurotiomycetes, Eurotiales, Aspergillaceae. Gene Ontology annotation, cellular component: nucleus; cytosol. Gene Ontology annotation, biological process: intracellular iron ion homeostasis. The annotation marks the transcript as partial.
CUUUCAAUUACCCCCUUCUCACCAACCUUGAUGUUCUCCCGCGCCUCUUCCUUAACCGCACUGAGCAGAAGCUGUCGCUAUCUUCUCCGCUCUCCCUACACUUUCAGCCCCAGCCGGGCAACCUCGCUUUCGCUUCCUUACACAACCACUCAACGGGCCUCGUUCUCCCUAACCGCGCGCUCGCACGCCGCUUUCGACGCCAUGGCCGAUACUUCUGGAAUCACAGCCGACUCGCUGAAGAUCAAGCUCAUUGAAACGCUGCAGGCGCUGCACGUCGAGGUUGAGGAUCUGUCUGGUGGCUGUGGACAGGCUUUCCAGGCCGUCAUCGUCUCCCCCCAGUUCGAGAGCAAGACUAUGCUUGCGCGACACCGUCUUGUUAACGCUGCGCUUAAGGAUGAGAUUGCUGCUAUCCAUGCUUGGACUCCCAAGUGCUAUACCCCUGAGCAGUGGCAGGCCCUUGCGCAGUAG